UCAUGAGAAGAAAGGGAGUGUCGGUUGUCCUGUUUCUCUUUAGUCACCUGCAGCAUUAAAUCUUCAGUUCAUUUACCUUCAGCAGCAGAAACCGUCUCACACACUGAUGGAGUCGAGCAGCGGCCGCUUCGCUCUUGCCUCCCCGCACCCGGCGCUCUUUCUCCGGCCGGAGCACCGCAGUUACCAGCGCAUGCCCAAAUGCGCCCGCUGCAGGAAUCACGGGGUGGUUUCGGCUCUCAAGGGCCACAAGCGCUUCUGCCGCUGGAGGAACUGUGCGUGCGUCAAAUGCGCGUUGAUCGCAGAGCGGCAGCGCGUCAUGGCCGCUCAGGUUGCGCUGCGGAGGCAACAGGCGCAGGAGGAAUUGCAGAUUAUUUACCCCGCGGAAGAAGUGACCAAGGGCGGCAUGAGUCUCUCCAGAACCCCGCUGAACUCUGCCACUCAGCCCGCGUUUGACGCCCUCAGUCCAGACACGUUCAAAGACGAGAAUAAUGGCAGUGUAUUUGAUGGAUUCAUGAAUUGGGGUUUGUUUGCGCCGCACAGGCCUGCCGCAAACUCUCCAUCGGGAAAGAGUGACCCAUCACACGGCAGCGUUUAUCCUGGACCAGAUCACCUUGUCAGAUCAAGGUGCUUUCAGAACUCCUCAGAACUCACUGGCGGGUCUUUGGGUGAAUCACCCAAAGACCCGCCACUUGAAACCGGUCGUCGAGACCCAGCCAAGUUGCUGAUGAAGAUCUUCCCUCAUGUGAAACAAGGUGUUCUUGAUUCUGCCCUGAAGAGCUACUCAGGAGAUGUGGUAAAGGCCAUAGAACUGCUGCUCGGUUCUCGAGAGGGUCACAACUCAAACGGAGAUGUCGUGCCGCUGUCGGAGAGUCUCCCCAUUUCACGAUCACCUGCCAUCCAUCUCACAGAUGCUCCGCUGAGACUCUUAAGCUCUAAAUCAGCGUUCUCGCCCCUCCAGACGUCCUCCUCGAACUGUGUCAGUGGUGAUGCUCUGUUGGGUUUUCACCCUCAGUUUGCGAUUAGUUCGCUGCGACUCGCAUAUUCGACACAAAACUUUAUUCCGCAGUAUCUGGCAUCUGGAUUUCUUCCGGCAAUGACACUGCGACCGCCAACAGAAUAUCCAUUUCCUGGUGCGCUGCGGGACUUUCCUUACCCCUAAAACACUUUCAACACAGCUGGUCUGUUCUCAACGCUCAACCCUGACAAAUAACCACAAACACAAUCACUCAUAUGUAUAAUGUACAAAUCAUGAAUUGAGUUUUACUGCAUUUGUUUAAAUCAAAACACUUGUGCACAUAUGAAAUUAGUCUUUUCUGCCAAUGUCUACGAUCUGUAUUUGUGUGUCAUUAUAUUAAAUAGUUAGUAAAACAUGUUGUAUAUGUGAUUAUGCAUAUUUGAAUCACUUUUUGUAAAUAAAACUCUUAUGUCAAACAUCACUUCAUGUAGAAAAAAAAAUGCAUUAACAAGUUUAACAAUAAGGCAUUGGACCAGGGUUACUGACCAAAAGGUCAGCGGUUAAGGCUCUGGGUUACUGACCAAAAGGUCGGGGGUUCAAGCCCCAGCACUGUCAAGAUACCACUGUUGGGCCCUUGACCCUAUCUGCUCCAGGGGUGCUGUUUCAUGGCUGACCCUGCGCUCUGACCCCAGCUUAG
Xyrauchen texanus (razorback sucker) is the source of this 1652-nucleotide messenger RNA. RefSeq names its product doublesex- and mab-3-related transcription factor A1-like. Lineage: Eukaryota; Metazoa; Chordata; Actinopteri; Cypriniformes; Catostomidae. Gene Ontology annotation, molecular function: RNA polymerase II cis-regulatory region sequence-specific DNA binding; DNA-binding transcription factor activity, RNA polymerase II-specific; protein binding. Bases 107 to 1159 code for a protein of 350 amino acids. The record is from RefSeq and is a predicted model, not a curated record. Gene Ontology annotation, biological process: sex differentiation; regulation of transcription by RNA polymerase II. Gene Ontology annotation, cellular component: nucleus. The transcript has 2 exons.